UUUGUCACUCUGUUCUAAAAGCCUGGGGCAACGUGGUCUUUGCUGAACUCUGAGAGGACAAUUAGAGUCUCAUGCCAAAGAGGAACUAUCCUGCUUAACUCUCACAGAAAUAGAGUUGAUUUUGCUAGCUUCACAAUGGCCACUGGCUCAAUGAUGGAGGUGAUGAGGACCUCCAACCAGCCUGCAACCUCCAGCCAUCCAACCCCCACGCCUACCCCCACCCACAAUGACUCAAACACCUGCACUACUCUGUAUGACCACAAGGAGUAUGCCAGAGUCCUAAUGCCCCUCUUCUACUGCAUCAUCUUCUGCGUGGGGUUGCUGGGUAAUGCCCUGGCACUGCAUGUCAUCCGGCCCAACCUGAAGAAGAUGAACUCCACCACACUUUACUCCGCCAACCUGGUCAUCUCCGACAUCCUGUUCACGCUGUCACUACCGUUACGGAUAAUCUACUACGCCCUGGGCUUCCACUGGCCCCUGGGGGAGACCCUGUGUAAGAUCACGGGGCUGAUCUUCUACAUCAACACGUAUGCCGGGGUCAACUUCAUGACCUGCCUCAGUGUGGACCGAUUCAUUGCUGUGGUCUUGCCGCUCCGAUUCGCACGCUUCCGGAAGGUCUCCAAUGUCCGGUACAUCUGCGUUGGGGUGUGGUUGCUGGUCUUAAUGCAAACUUUGCCCCUCCUCUCCAUGCCCAUGACUAAUCCGGAGCCUGACGGCUUCAUCACUUGUAUGGAGUAUCCCAACUUCGAAAAGGUGCCCAACAUCGCCUACAUGCUGAUCGGCGCCGUGUUCCUAGGCUUCGGAGUCCCCGUGGUGACCAUCCUAUUGUGCUACUCCAUACUGUGCUGUAAACUCCGCCUCUCGGCCAAGGCCAAUCACCUGACGGACAAGUCGGGGCGCAGCCGCAAAGCCAUCGGGGUGAUCUGCUGCGUCUCCCUGGUGUUCGUGGUGUGUUUCAGCCCCUAUCACAUCAACCUCCUCCAAUACAUGAUCCGAAAGCUGAUCUAUGAACCGGACUGUGCUGAACUCACAGCCUUCCAGAUCUCCUUACACUUCACUGUGUGUCUGAUGAACCUCAACUCCUGCCUGGAUCCAUUCAUCUACUUCUUUGCCUGUAAGGGUUACAAGAGGAAGGUGCUGAAGAUCCUGAAGAGGCAGGUGAGCGUGUCCUUCUCCAGCGCAGUACGGACAUCGCCCGAGGGGUCGUCCAGAGACGUCGUAGAUGGUAAGAAGAUCCACCUCAACAGCACUAGGUACGAACAGUGUGUCCAACAGAAUGGUCAAAGGUGAGCGACGACCAACCAACAGACCGGUGAGUCAAAGAUCAACCAACAGAUCGGAGAGCCAACAACCAGCAAACAGACCAGCCAACAGACCGGUGAGCCUACGACCAGACAACAGACCUUUGAGCCAACGACCAGCCCACAGACUGGUUAGCCAACGACCAGCCAACAGACCGGUUAGCCAAUGACCAGCAAACAGACUGGUGGGCAAACAACCAGCAAACAGACCGGUAAGCCAACAACCAACCAAAGAUCAGCCAAAAGACUGGUGAGCUAACGACCAGCCAAAAGAUUGGUGAGCCAACAACCAACAAACAGACCGGUGAGCUAAAGAACAACCUGCAAACAGAUUGGUUAGCCAAUGACCAACCAACAGAUUGGUUAGCCAACGACCAACCAACAGACCAGUGAGCCAACAACCAGAAAACAGAUCGGUUAAGCAAUGACCAGCCAACAACCCGCUAACAGACUGGUGAGAACGAUGAGCCAACAACCAGCAAACAGAUCGAUGAGCCAACGACCAUCCAAUUUUAUUUAAUUUUAUUUACAGUGAGCUCCAAAAGUAUUGGGACAGUGACACAUGUAAGUGAAUUUGUCCCAAUACUGUUGGUCCCUUAAAAUGGACUAUGCACACAAAGUAUUGUAAUUUCUAAAGGGUUCACCCGAAGAGCUAGAGUACAGAGCCAAAACAAACAAAAAUUGUCACUGUCCCAAUACUUUUGGAGCUCACUGUAUUUAUUCCUUAUUUUACCAGAUGAAUUGACUGAGAAUACAUUCUCAUUUACAGCAACAAUAGACUGGUUAGCCAACGACUAGCCAACUUUGCCCCUAAACUUUGCCCCUCAAUGAUCAGCAGCCAACAAUCAGUGAGAACGGUGAGCCAGACACCAGUAAAUUGCAAGAGGAUGUCUGAGGAGAUAGACUGGACUAUAACUGUAUAACUGAUUAACAGUUUAAAGAGGUAUCUCACACCCUCUGGAAAUAGAGCCACCGAGGACAGCCAAGGUAGCAGACUGUUUCUUCCUCUUGCCAAUACACUAGUGCUGAGCGAUUAACUGGAAACAUUUCCCCCCGUUAUUAAACAACUAAUUGACCGACAUCCGUUCAAUUACUUGAAUUCCAUUUAGUUAUGUUUCUUUGUGAGCUCAACACGCUGUUUCUCUUGAGAGAAAUGAAAUCUUUAAUGAGAGAAAUGUAUUCAAUGGGCGUAUUUGAGCGGAUCACUUUUGUCAAGUCGGUGUUGACUGCAUAUACUUUAGAAACAUAUACUUCAUGUGAUCAAAGGACAUUACAUUUUGACUGCAGUCGACUGCAAAUUUCUGUAUACACUUCCUGCAUUAUUCUUCAAAUGACCUUUUGAUUAUUGAUACAUGUAAAAUAUUUCAACACCAUGUACUAAAUGUAACUAUGUCCCUCAAUUCAUUUUAUCAGGGUCAAUGACAUCCAUCUUUUUUUACCAAGAUGUUCAAAUUAUUUAAUUACUUUGUUCACAAUAAGGGUUCCCCUCUGUUUUUGAUUAAUGUGAUGACUGUAUGUUGAUAUCAAACCAUUUAAUUUUGAAUGAAUAAGAAAUGGAAAUAAAUAAUAUCUUGUCUUC
This is a messenger RNA of Coregonus clupeaformis (lake whitefish), 2880 nucleotides long. Its product is annotated as G-protein coupled receptor 183. Gene Ontology annotation, biological process: G protein-coupled receptor signaling pathway. The transcript is spliced from 2 exons. NCBI's taxonomy places the organism in Eukaryota, Metazoa, Chordata, Actinopteri, Salmoniformes, Salmonidae. Gene Ontology annotation, cellular component: membrane. Bases 136 to 1290 code for a protein of 384 amino acids. The record is from RefSeq and is a predicted model, not a curated record. Gene Ontology annotation, molecular function: oxysterol binding; G protein-coupled receptor activity.